Oryza sativa Japonica Group (Japanese rice) is the source of this 1534-nucleotide messenger RNA. Its product is annotated as very-long-chain 3-oxoacyl-CoA reductase 1. Lineage: Eukaryota; Viridiplantae; Streptophyta; Magnoliopsida; Poales; Poaceae. Gene Ontology annotation, cellular component: endoplasmic reticulum. The record is from RefSeq and is a predicted model, not a curated record. Gene Ontology annotation, molecular function: ketoreductase activity.
GCUAAUUCACUAUUCACUGGAUAAUGUAGCGUACUGUACUGAUUAAUCUCGCUCGUUCGCUCCAGCAUAUCCAGCUUUGCCUUUAUAUUGCCGUUGCUAACUACUCCAGCUUAGGCAGAUCCAGCAUCCAGGCGGCUACUCGAUUCAAUCCGCGGCGAGAGUGAGGAUGGGUGGCAGCGCCGCCGCCGCCGCCGCCGACGCCGUCCUCCGGCAGCAGCAGCCGCCGUGGCCCUUCGUCGCGUUGGUCAUCGUCGGCGCCAUCCACGUCGCGGCACUCGCCUUCCGCCUCGCCUCCCACCUCUGCCUCUGCCUGCGCCGCCCGCGCGACCUCCGCCGCCGCUACGGCGCCUGGGCCGUCAUCACGGGGCCAACGUCCGGCAUCGGGCGCUCCGUGGCGCUGGAGCUCGCCCGCCGGGGCCUCAACCUCGUCCUCGUCGGCCGCGACCCGGCCAAGCUCCGCGACGUCUCGGAGGCCAUCUCCAAGCUGGGCGACGGAGGCGUGGAGACCAGGAGCGUGGUGUUCGACCUGGCCCUGGCGUCCACCGCGGAGGGGGACGAGGCGGUGCGGCGGCUGCGGGAGGCGGUGGCGGGGCUGGACGUCGGGGUGGUGGUGAACAACGCGGGCGUGGCGCGGCCGUGCGCGGUGUACCUGCACGAGGCGGAGGCGGAGGCGUGGGUGAGGAUGAUACGGGUGAACCUGUGGGCGGUGACGGAGGUGACGGCGGCGGUGCUGCCGGGGAUGGUGGCGCGGGGGAGGGGCGCCGUCGUCAACAUCGGCUCCGGCUCCACGGAGGCCAUCCCUUCCUUCCCACUCUACUCCGUCUACGCCGCCACUAAACGGUACGUUGCUGAGUUCUCGAGGAGCCUUUACGUGGAAUACAAGAGCAAAGGAAUCGACGUGCAAUGUCAGGCUCCGCUGUUCGUGGCGACCAACAUGACCUCCGGCGUCGCGAAGGCCGGCGGCGGCGGCGACGACGCCGCCGCCAAGGGGAGCAAGCGGCGGCAGCGGCGGUGGCUCUCGCCGCUGUUCGUGCCGACCGCGGACGCCUACGCGGCGGCGGCGGCGCGGUGGAUCGGGCACGGCGCGGUGUGCAUGCCCAACCUCUGCCACCGGCUGCAGUGGUGCGUGUCCCGCGCCGUGCCGGACGCCGUCCACGACCGUGUCCGCCUCCGGGAGAACCUCCGCCAGAGGGCCCUCUUCCAGCGGCUGCGUCGCCGGCCGCCACCUCCUGAUGAUCAACCAAAGGCAAAGAUCGAUGGUUGAUUGGUCAUUGGUUUAGUUAGCUCGUUAGCUAGCCUCGCGCGCUGCAUAUGUAGCUAUAGCUAUAUAGCUAGCUCGUUGGGUGUUUCUGCCUGAGCUCUCUGAUGAGUGAUGACUGAUUGAGCAGAGGUGUAAAACUAGCGUAAUUAUAAAAAAAAUAAAUAAGCCGAACAUUAAAAUUGGGCAUGGAAACUCAUGAUUGAAACCGAAGUAGUAGGUUCUAAUCUGUGAGUAUUAAUUAAUUAGCCAAAAUCAUGUGUUCCGUUGCAUGCA